GUCUCGAAGAUCAAGCCCGGCCUCUUCCUCGGGGGCGUCGAGGCCGCCCACCUCAGCGCCCUCCAGCGCCACAAGAUCACGUCGGUGGUGACGUUGCUCGACCUCGACAAGGCACGUUUCGACUCCAAGUUCCGGAGCCUUAUCUCCUCCGAGCGCCACCUCUUCGUCGACUGCAAGGACACAGCGACGGAGAACCUCCUCGCCCAGCUGCCGCGGAUCUGCAAAUUCAUCGACGAGCAGCUCGCCAAGGGCCCGGUGCCGAGAGAAAAGACGGGCCUCGAAUACAACUUUGCCGUCGACUUCAAUUCCACCCUGCAGCCCGUUGCGCUCGACUACACCAUCAAGCCGCGCGUGCUGGUCCACUGCCGCAUGGGCAUCUCGCGCUCUACCACCGCCGUCGUCGCCUACCUGAUGAGAAAGCACAGCAUCACGCACCGCGAGGCGAUCAACCAGGUCCUGGGCGUUAGAAGUUGCAUCUUCCCCAACGCGGGCUUCGUAGAACAGCUCAAGGUGUGGGAGGAGACCCGCUUCCAGCUCUACGAGAAGGACAGCGACAUCCCGAAGAAGGCCUACCGCCUGUAUCUCGAGAAGAGGGCCGAGAUUCUCCAGCGGAAGGGCGUGACCGACGACAAGCCC
Messenger RNA from Lasiosphaeria miniovina, 636 nucleotides. RefSeq names its product protein-tyrosine phosphatase-like protein. Gene Ontology annotation, biological process: protein dephosphorylation. Gene Ontology annotation, molecular function: protein tyrosine/serine/threonine phosphatase activity. The transcript is spliced from 2 exons. Lineage: Eukaryota; Fungi; Ascomycota; Sordariomycetes; Sordariales; Lasiosphaeriaceae. The record is from RefSeq and is a predicted model, not a curated record. The annotation marks the transcript as partial.